CUGCCUCUUUUCAUAUCCUCGAACCAAGCCUCCUCUCCGUUUUUCUAUUUCCAUCACAUAAUCAACGUCGAGGACGCGAGCCUCACCGUACAGGUCAUCGGGCCAAACCUCGAAUUCAAAUUCACACAUUCCCGCGCGAGGGGUGUGUUAAACAAUUCAAACAUUGAAUUUCGACUCGCGGCCAAAACAGUUGGGUUCCUCGCGCUUGUUACCCCCACCGGGGAACGCGCAGUCCUCACUUCGGCUGAGAGUGGCCAUGGAGCAGGUCUGCUUGGCGAUUUUCUCGAUGCGGCCCCAGGUGUGCUCGGCAACUUGGUCUGGACGAAGCGAGUUAUCGCAGUUGGAAAACUGCUGGGGUUGAUCAUGGCAAGACCGUUUGAUAACCUAGGGAGGGUACGGAGAGGACCAGGCCGAGAUGGCUUGUUCCAAGGGUCUCAUGUUGAAGUGAAACUAGCUGUUCACGGGAUUAUGGUCCUGCUGGAUAUGUUCAACAUCACCAAAGACUUCGACAACGUCACUAUGCGUCACCUUCAAAGUCUCCGGAAUGCCCGCUGGGAAAAUGGCACCCGGCCCAGUUUUGAAGUGUACUUUUCCAGAAAAAACUGUCUGGCGUGCGGCGGGUUGGUCCGCAGGCUUUCGGAAGCGACAGGAAUUCGGAUCAAGCUCCUGUGGAAGCACCGUCUGGAACUGAAGCAGUACCCGCGCCGCACAACCAGAUUUGUCGGUCCUGGAAGGCCACAGGAAGAGCCCGAGGUCGCCGACGAUCAGGAUUUGGACUUUGGAGAUGAACUUUCUGAGGACGAGUCGGACAGCGAAACGGUCGGAGGAGAGGAGAGAGAGGACCUGCAGGUCAUCCCGAUGGUCGAUCUUAUUUCGCACCCUUCGUUCUCGCCGAGCCCAGCACCGGGCGGCCCGGUAGAUGACUAUAUCGACGGUCUGGCAUAUCGUGUAGGACAGAUGGAGUCUUCGCCAGACGGUGCCGCCGAGGCAAUCGUGCAAUUCGCACAGAAGAUGCAGGGCCGAGAAGUCCAAUGGGUGUCGUCCCAGCAGAGCUCAUCAAGCAUCAACAAGCCCCUCCCGGCAACGCCAGAAAUCGACCCCCCCGCAUGGAUGAUGGCUCGCGAAAGACAGGCUCGCUCCCCGUUGAGCCCGUUGAGCUUAAGUGAGAGCAGCGGAUUCUUGGGACGGAGCAGGAGCCCUUCGCCGUGUGAGCGGGCUGCCGUGCGAGACCGAUCGCCGAGGAGGUAU
Ilyonectria robusta is the source of this 1248-nucleotide messenger RNA. RefSeq lists its product as uncharacterized. The record is from RefSeq and is a predicted model, not a curated record. The transcript has a single exon. Lineage: Eukaryota; Fungi; Ascomycota; Sordariomycetes; Hypocreales; Nectriaceae. The annotation marks the transcript as partial.